AUGUCCGCCCAAAUCGACAUCACAAACCCCGCAGUUGACAACCCCCUCGACGACAUCUUCGGUUCCUCUCCAGAACCAGAGAGACGACCAGAGAUGCGCGCCUCCGAAUCGUCAAACGAACCCUCCGACCUCCCCUCUUUACGCCGUCAGCACGUCACAGCCGGCUACCGCGAUGGCGUCGCAACAUCCAAAGGCCAACACGUUCAAGAAGGGUUUGACGCCGGGUUCCCCAUUGGCGCACAACUUGGUAUGCGAGCAGGCACAAUUCUCGGUAUUCUCGAGGGGAUUACGCGCGGACUGGAAGACCGCUCGCUCGUGAAGAAGCAGGGGCCAGGGACCAAAGAAUCCAUCGAUACGGGAAUGGAAGCGCGUCGUGCGACACGAGAACAGGUUCUCAAACUCUAUGUGCAGGCCAUCUCAGCCCUGGACGUGCAGAGCGUGUUUACAGGCGAGGAGAGCACUGAAGCAGGGGAGAUGGCGGAGACAACAUUAGGUCGGAAGGGGGACAAGGUAGUCUCGAAGUGGGAGGGCAGGGUGGCCGUGCCUGGAUGGGAGGAGAACAUGGAGGCGCUGGAGAUGAAGGACAAAUCUUCCAGUCAGGAGCAGGGCGUCGGGGAACGCAUUUGA
Messenger RNA from Penicillium maclennaniae, 627 nucleotides. Its product is annotated as Yae1 family protein. NCBI's taxonomy places the organism in Eukaryota, Fungi, Ascomycota, Eurotiomycetes, Eurotiales, Aspergillaceae. The record is from RefSeq and is a predicted model, not a curated record. Bases 1 to 627 code for a protein of 208 amino acids. The transcript has a single exon.